GUCACACCAGCCGCCAAUAUGACGUCCCAACCCAACUUCAUCUUUAUCAUGGCCGAUGACCAUGCCUCUAAAGCAAUCAGCUGCUACGGAGCCGGCAUCAACAGCACCCCAAACAUCGACCGCAUCGCCCACGAAGGCAUGAAGUUCAACCACUGCUACGUGACCAACUCCAUCUGCACCCCCAGCCGCGCCGCCAUCCUCACCGGCACUCACAACCACGUCAACGGCGUCAUGACUCUCGACAGCAAGAUCAACAAGCAUCUCCCCAACGUAGCUAAGCACCUCCGCACAGGCGGCUACCAAACCGCCAUGGUCGGCAAGUGGCAUCUCGGCGAGGGAGCCCCUCACGAGCCCACCGGUUUCGACUACUGGACCGUCGUUCCGGGCCAAGGCAAAUACCACGACCCGGAAUUCAUCGAGAUGGGCCAGAAGAUCGUGGAAAAGGGAUACGCGACCGACAUUAUCACUGACAAAUCGCUUAAUUGGCUGAAGCAGCGCGACCCCAAGAAACCUUUCUUCCUCAUGUGCCACCACAAGGCGCCGCAUCGCUCAUGGGAGUGUCACCCCGACCACAAGAAUCUGUACCAGGACGACAUUUCCCUCCCGGAUACCUUUGACGACGAUUACAAGAAUCGUGCCAAGGCCGUGGAGGUCGCAAAAAUGCGCAUCGAAAGCGACAUCACGUACUUCGAUCUCGGGCUCGUCCAGCCAGACGGCGGCUCCGAGGUCGGCGAGCUCUUCAUCCCAGGCGGAUCGAAUAUCGAUCGGAAGAUCCCCAAUGUCUCCGACGCGGAGAUCCACAACUUCCGUCUCAUCGACAAAGACACUGCGGAGAUCUUCACCUUUAAGACUGGCGAAGAGCUCCGCCGAUUCAAGUACCAACGGUACCUGAAACGGUAUCUCCGCACCAUCCACUCCGUCGACGAGAACGUCGGCAGACUGCUGGACUAUCUCGACGACGAAGGCCUCGCCGAUAACACCGUCAUUAUCUACACCUCCGACCAGGGCUUCUUCCUUGGCGAGCACGGCUGGUUCGACAAGCGGUUCAUGUACGAGGAAUCGUUCCAAAUGCCCUUCGUCAUCCGGUAUCCGAAUCUCAUCGCCCCGAACUCCGUCUGCAACGACAUCAUCAGUAAUGUCGAUUUCGCGACCACGUGGCUCGAUCUUGCGGGUCUAAGGGUUCCGUCCUACAUGCAGGGUAUUUCCUUCGUCUCGCUACUGAAGGGUGCCACGCCGCCGGACUGGAAGCAGGUCGCAUACCAUCGGUACUGGAUGCACCGGGAUCCGAUCCACAACGCAUAUGCGCAUUACGGGGUGAGGAACCAGCGGUAUAAACUGAUUUAUUGGUAUGCGGAGGAUUUUGAGCUUCCUGGGACGAGAGAAGGUGGGCAGCCGAGGGAGUGGGAGUUGUUCGAUUGCGAGAAGGAUCCGUUGGAGUUGUUUAACGUGUAUGCGCUCCCGGAGUAUGCGGAUGUGGUGGUGGACUUGACAGCGCUGCUGGAUGAGAAGAUGUUGGAGAUUGGUGAUACCCCCGUGCAUUGACUUGUGUAUGCUCUUUCGGUUGAGAAAAACAUUUUGCUGUCGGUUUGAGGUGUGGGGGGUAGAAAGAACACG
Aspergillus heteromorphus CBS 117.55 is the source of this 1614-nucleotide messenger RNA. Its product is annotated as sulfatase family protein. The transcript has a single exon. Bases 19 to 1542 code for a protein of 507 amino acids. NCBI's taxonomy places the organism in Eukaryota, Fungi, Ascomycota, Eurotiomycetes, Eurotiales, Aspergillaceae. The record is from RefSeq and is a predicted model, not a curated record.